UUUCCUCCCUCAGCCUCACUCGCCUGCCUCCGCCUGCCCCGUGCGGUGCCUCCUCGGCAGGCUGCCACUCGGAGCUGACUGUCCCCAGUGCGGGAAUCCUGUGUUCCUUCUUUGCCCAGAGCUCACCAUGUCGGCCAACGUCACCCUGAAGCCGCUCUGCCCGAUCCUGGAGCAGAUGAGCCACAUCCAAAGUCACAGCAACUCCAGCAUCCGCUACAUGGACCACGCCUCAGUGCUGCUGCACGGGCUGGCCUCGCUGCUGGGCCUGGCGGAGAACGGGCUCAUCCUCUUCGUGGUGGGCUGCCGCAUGCGCCAGACCGUGGUCACCACCUGGGUGCUGCACCUGGCACUGUCGGACCUGCUGGCCACCGCCACCCUGCCCUUCUUCACUUACUUCCUGGCCGUGGGCCACUCGUGGGAGCUGGGCACCACCUUCUGCAAGCUGCACUCCUCCAUCUUCUUCCUCAACAUGUUCGCCAGCGGCUUCCUGCUGAGCGCCAUCAGCCUGGACCGCUGCCUGCAGGUGGUGCGGCCCGUGUGGGCGCAGAACCACCGCACGGUGGCCGCGGCCCACAGGGUCUGCCUGGGGCUCUGGGCCCUGGCCGUGCUCAACACCGUGCCCUACUACGUGUUCCGGGACACCAUCCAGCGGCUCGACGGCCGCAUCAUGUGCUACUACAACGUGCUGCUCCUGAGCCCCGGGCCCGACCGCGACGCCACGUGCAACUCGCGCCAGGCGGCCCUGGCCAUCAGCAAGUUCCUGCUGGCCUUCGUCGUGCCGCUGGCCAUCAUCGCCUCGAGCCACGCGGUCGUGAGCGCGCAGCUGCACCACCGCGGCCGCCGGCGGCCCAGCCGCUUCGUGCGCCUGGUGGCGGCCGUGGUGGUGGCCUUCGCGCUCUGCUGGGGGCCCUACCACGUGUUCAGCCUGCUGGAGGCGCGCGCACACGCCGAGCCCGCGCUGCGGCCGCUCGUGUGGCGCGGCCUGCCCUUCGUCACCAGCCUGGCCUUCAUCAACAGCGUGGUGAACCCGCUGCUCUACGUGCUCACGUGCCCCGACGUGCUGCACAAGCUGCGGCGCUCGCUGCGGAGCGUGCUGGAGAGCGUGCUGCUGGACGACAGCGAGCUGGGCGGCCCGGGCAGCCGCCGCCGCCGCCCGCCUGUCUGCCGCCGCACCUACCGCUCGGGCGGGGACGGCAUGUGGCAGGCGCUGACGCUGCUUUUCUCGCUGCUGCCCUGCGCGCUCGUGCAGCUCACGCUCCUCUUCGUGCACCGCGACUUCAGCCGCGACCGCCCGCUCGUGCUGCUGCUGCACCUGCUGCAACUCGGGCCGCUCUUCAGGAAGCCGGGGGCCGGCGCCGUCCAUGAGCCCCGGUGGAAGACGUGUGGGAGUGGGGCGCGUGCCCGCAGCGGGGACCCAGAGGCCUGA
Molecule: messenger RNA, 1426 nt
Organism: Leptonychotes weddellii (Weddell seal)
Lineage: Eukaryota; Metazoa; Chordata; Mammalia; Carnivora; Phocidae
Source: RefSeq, a predicted model, not a curated record